UACGUGGGAGUAAAAUUACUCACCAGUCACCACACCUACCACCCACGACACGUGUUUGGCAGCUCAUCUCAACAUGGUGGUAGAGAUCAUUGCUGAAGUUUUAAGCAUUCCAGAGCCAGCAGCACGCUUUCUCUUUGGACUCUUAUUAACUUACCCGCUGGCAUUUAUUUAUCGUCCACUCAUAAUACCCUAUGCCUCAAAGAACACUCAGAGUAUUAUUUGUGCUGCUGGUGGGUUUGCUUUGCUGCAGUAUGUUUUCGGCUUGUCUGCUUCUUUACAUUUCUUGUUGGAUGUCAUUCUCGUCUAUUGUGUUUUUUUAUUAUUUGGAAAAGGGAGAGUCUCUUUAUUACUUACAUGGAUUAUUACUAUGGUAUGUUACCAUAGUACAAAAGCCCAAAUACAUGUAUAUUAUAAUGAUAUGCUCUGUUGUUUGUUUACUGUUAGUAGGAUUUUCUUGCUGGUAUGAAGAUUAAUAUUCCAGAGUAUAAGGCCAUUUCUGGCAUAAUUAUGCUUUUUGUACUUUUAUUAUGUUAAUUUAGCUAUACAUUGAAAUAUAAUGUACAUGUAGCUUUAUGGUCAGUUUUAAUUGCUAGAGUCAUUGUUGUAAUGUAA
Amphimedon queenslandica is the source of this 612-nucleotide messenger RNA. RefSeq lists its product as uncharacterized. The transcript is spliced from 4 exons. The record is from RefSeq and is a predicted model, not a curated record. NCBI's taxonomy places the organism in Eukaryota, Metazoa, Porifera, Demospongiae, Haplosclerida, Niphatidae. Bases 74 to 466 code for a protein of 130 amino acids.